Messenger RNA from Drosophila takahashii, 3313 nucleotides. RefSeq lists its product as uncharacterized. The record is from RefSeq and is a predicted model, not a curated record. Lineage: Eukaryota; Metazoa; Arthropoda; Insecta; Diptera; Drosophilidae. Gene Ontology annotation, molecular function: protein binding.
CUAAGACUCAGACUCAGUAAAAAAAAGCAGCAACGAAGAAGCGACGGAGCGGCAGCGCUUAAGCCGAGCUCGGAGAUUUUUUUCGUAACAGAAAAGCGACUUUUUAUUCGUUAAUUAACCGUCGAGCGGGCCAGAAGUCCGAGUUCCCCAGCUGUCUCUCGAGUCUACCGAGUCUCCCGAGGAAGGGGCGUGAAAAGCGCUUAACGGAAGUGCAGAAAAAUAAAACCGGGUAGCUAAUUGAGCACACACCUUGGGCAGUGUGACACCUGAGACCCGACCCCCUAGCAAAAAAAAAACAAAUCGAAAUCGCUCCAUAUAACACCAUAACUUUCCUUCGGAAGCCGGGUGUUUUAUGUCUCAAUUUGACGAGCUGCAGUUGUGUUUUAACCACCUAACUAUAACCAUCGUGGCGCGUGUGCUUAAAAAAUCUAAGAAAUAUAAUCGUAAAUCUAUAUAACUCAGGGAACUCUGCUUCCCCCGUGAGUGAUUCGAAAUUUAUGCUAAUCCCUGGUGUCAAACGUUAACAGCAUUUCGCAAUAGAAACAGACAACAUCCACACCCGCAUAACCUAAAACGUGUGUUCACAUAACGAAACCAAUCAGACUUCAGAUCUUAUCAUGUUGUUUUGGAAGAAGCGUCUUCAGCGAUCGAGCAGCUCUUCAAGCAGUGCGAUUCACAUUCAGGAGCGUCGUUUUUUUGGCAUCCUCCGGUCGGCGAAAAGAAAGGACGACGCUGUCACACCUUUACCCACCUAUCGCCAGAAUGGCGGCGAUGUUACUCACAACACCUCUCCCCCACCUGUGGAUGGACUGCCUCUGGGUUACGAAGAAGCCGGAACUUUAGAGCUGCAGGCCCAGGAGAACGACUACGUGCUCGAGGAAUCCGCAUUGAGAGUUCCGCUCUCCCCGCCGCCCAACUACAGUCCUCAUCCUUUGACACCACCGCCCAGCUACACAGAGAGAUCCAGUCAGGUGCAGAGUGCAGAUGCAGUGCAUCCAGCUAGGCCAGCUCGAGUAGUAGUGGUUCCACCACCUCCAGGCGGUGGAACUUUGGCAGCCAGCGAAGUAGCAGCACGUCAGCAGGCAAGGAGAAGACGAAGACUUCGGGAGCUUCAGCAACAGCAGCUGCAAUUCGCCUCCAGCACAGAUAGCUCCAGUAGCUCCGGAUCCAGUUGCUCGGAGUUGGGAAGCGGAGGCAGUGCCACCAGGAGGCAGCGCCGACGCAGGAGGGGAUUGAGGGAUGCCUAUUGUCCGGAUCUCCUGCACGCCUGCUCCCUGAUUCUCCAGACGCCCGGCAGCAGCGAUAGUUCCGUGGGCAACUUCACGGCCACUCCACCGCCACCGCCAACGAGAGCUGCUGGUAACCAGGAAUCCCAGCCCGAGGAGAGCUUCGAGUACAGCUCCGACUAUGUGGAGAUCGACGAGCUGCUACCUUUAGUCGCCGGCGGGCGAGCGAAGAGCACUCCGCAGCUGGCGAUGGGUCAGAACCUGAGCCUCCGCAGGCCUCGCAUCUCAUUGACCUGGGUGCUCCGGGAGCAGCAGCAGACGCAGACGGCUCCACAGUCACAGGCGCCGCCCUCCCCGCAGAAGGAGGUGCCCAAGGAAUCGUUGGAGACCCAGUUGGAUCGCAAGGAUAACGAGGGCUUCUCGGCCAGAACUGAACCUGUGCCCACCCAACUAGAUGUCACCAAGAAGCGCUAUAGGGUUAAGCAACUGCCCAGCAACGGGGAUCCCCUCAAUGGCUAUGCCACCACGCCCACCGCCCACCAGGCUCCUCCGAAUGGCCACCUGGCCAACCAGAAGUUCUUCAGCAACCAGAAUCUGCUGGAUGUCUCGAGGAGCGGACCCACUAGCGGUGCUCCAGUGGCCGCCGCCUCCACCAAAGAGCUGCUCUUCGUCUGCACGCCACAGCGGGCACCGAGGAGCGAUAAUCACAGCGAAGCGCUGAUCCUGGCCAGAAAGAGGAAUGAGAUACGGAAGAAGUUGGCCUCGCGCCUGCAACAGGCGAGAUCCAGUGGCUCGCAGACGGGAGAAGCCAGGGGAUCGGUCACGGGAGCAGAGUCCCUGAAGUGCACCUCCUAUUCGGAGCCCAGUUUGGUGGCGGCCUCCGAGGGAGGAGGAGUAUCCGUAGGAGGAGCAGGAGCUGCCCCCCAGCAGCAGCAGCGUCGUCACAGGCAUCGCAAGCGAAGGGAUCGCAAUCGGGUGCAGAGAUUCGGCUAUGAGAUCCACAAUGUGGAUGAGUUCCUCUCCCGCUGCUCGUUGGCCACCCCAGGCAACAUACCCGUUGUCCUGGCCACAGCGAGUACUCUCUACCAAACGCGACCAGGUGGCUAUCAGCUGGAGAUUCCCCUGCCCCUCGGGAUGGUGGUAAAUGCGGUAUUCAAGAACCAGAACUGGCUGUAUGUGCAAACGCCCCACGCGGAGGAGGGCUAUGUGGGCUAUGCCUGCUGCCUGCCGCUGGGAAUCCUCCCGCAGCAGGCGAGAGCGGGUUCGAGGAACACCCCCUGCUGGGAGUCCAAUGCGGAUGUCUUCCCGCGUCCCUGUGGCAAUAUGACGGAUUCGGAAAAGGAGAUUAGGUUAAGAGGAGGCACUCGAUCCGAUGGCGCCCGCACUCCACGCAGCAGCAGCUCCAAACCCGCUGAGGAUCUGAAGAUCAGCAGCACCACCAUAAACAACAAUAACCACCAGAGCAACAACAAUAACCAAACAAAGGGGGGUAGCACCACUAGCUCCUUGUACGGAGAACAGCAGGUGGAUAAGCUGUAUCUUCGGGCUGCCUCCAAGCCGCGUCUGGUGGAGAAGGCCUAUGCCCAGUUGCGCUCCACCCGGCAGGUGGCUUCCGUGGGUUCCGCCUCCGCCAAAAGUGGAGGCGCCUCCCAGGAUGAGUACGUGACCCUGCAGCAAAAGUCAGCAAUGGGCAAGCAUCUCCACCAGUCACAGCCAGCAGCUGCGCGGCGUCUGUCCAAUGUAUCCUAUAUAACCAAUGGCCAGAAUGGCCAGCAUCUGCAUCCAACCAAGAUGGUGGUUCCCCUGCCACCCUACGAGCACAAGCCCGCCAAGAACCAGGCGGAAGCGGAUGCCACGCUGAAGGCACUGCGCCGCCAGCAGGAGGUGGGCCAGCGGCAAACUCUAGUCGCCAUCAACACGGACUACAUCACGGAGAGCAUUGCGGUGCACAAGGGCGAGAUUGUGACGCUGUGCGAGUGCCGCGAGUCCAAGGAUCAGAGGCAGUGGUUCUAUGUGCGGACAAGGGAUGGACGAGAAGGCUUUAUCCCAGCCGAGGUGGCCGGACAUGGCUAUCUGUAGAUCCUAAA